UGUAUGCGAGAAGAAAUUGUGUUUACAGAAAAUAUAUUUUGAUUUUUUAGUAAAAAAAAGUUGAAAAAACAAAAUAAAUAAGUUUAAAUUGUGAUUGGUGUCCCUAAAGAGUGUAACAAACAAUGUCCGAUAGUGCCGAAACAACACAACAAAAAAUGGAUCGACGUAAAAAGAGAACAUCGACAAACCAAUACAUGAUGUACAUCGAGAUGAUGGAAAAGGAUGCUGUCUUUGCCACUGGACGUAUACCACGAGAAUACGACUCCAAUUAUUUAACGAGAAAGUGGAAAGAAUUAUCUGAUAAGCUUAAUAGCUGCGGCAAUGGUCCUACAUUGACUUCGGAAGAAUGGCGAAAGCGUCUAAAUGACUGGAAAAAUACAACAAGAUGUAAGUACAGACGAAGCAUAUCGGGAGAAAAAGAUAUUACCAUGACCUCAUUAGAAUUACGUGCAUUGGAUCUGUUUGGUAAAAUACCAGCCACGGCACCCCCAGAACAGAUAUCCAUACACUUUAAGUCGGAAAAAGAAGAGGAUGAAGAAGAAAUGGAACAUAUGCCAACAACGGAAACAUUCCAGAAACAACUGCAGGCAGCCGUGGAGGAGGCCAUCGGGGACGAUGAGGGAGAGCACAUAGUGGAGACCGAACAUGAUGAACACGAAGAAAUUAUACCCGAAAACAACCACAGUUCUUCGAUGACACAUGGCGGUAGUGGCGGCUCUAAUCAUGGGAAUUCGGUUAGUGGCGGUGGUACAACAUAUCGUACCAUUGUUGUUGAAGACACCGCCUAUCCCGAAGACGAACAACAAGACGAACAUUUAGAGUUUAUAACCCAUCGUCGUUCUAAUUUGAAUUCGUCCAAUACAAACUCCGCAAUACAAACGGCCGUAGUAACAACGACACCCACAGCCACGGUAGCCAAACUAAUUAAUGGUGAUAUUCCGCUUAAGCGAUUACGAUCCCAAAUUUCCGAUCAAAUUAUAUAUGAAGUUAAAAAGACACCACAUGCAACGCGAACCUACACUGUUUCUCAUCCCCACAUUCAGCAGCAUCAAACGCAAACACAACAACAUCAACCGCAACGUCAUCAUCACCAACCACAAGAACAAUAUCAACAUAUAAGCCAAGAGAUACCAACAUCGUCAGCAACAACAUUGGGGGGACAGCUACUGGCUUCACAGGAUGUCCGCGAAGUGGCUAGACAACUGAAACGUAUUGCAGACAUUAAAGUUGAAAAACUAAAAUUUGACAUAGCCCGUUUUAAAUUUAAUAAUCCCGGCUUCAGUUAUAACUUCAAUCCCUCAUAGUAGGACCAUCCGUUGGACUAUUAUUAUUAAAUGGCCCCCAAUUAAGAAACAAACAAAAAAUAAUUUUAAGAUUUUAAUCGAUUGUCCCACAAACUCAAUUAAUAUUAUUGUUUUAUUUUUACUUAUUAUUUUUUUUUUAUCACUUUUCAUCUACAUACAUUUCUUUUCAAAAUACAUAUGUUGUAUGUACCGCAAACAUUGAC
Messenger RNA from Calliphora vicina (urban bluebottle blowfly), 1507 nucleotides. RefSeq names its product proliferation disrupter (gene prod). Bases 123 to 1304 code for a protein of 393 amino acids. The record is from RefSeq and is a predicted model, not a curated record. The transcript is spliced from 3 exons. Lineage: Eukaryota; Metazoa; Arthropoda; Insecta; Diptera; Calliphoridae.